Molecule: messenger RNA, 270 nt
Organism: Serpula lacrymans var. lacrymans S7.9
Lineage: Eukaryota; Fungi; Basidiomycota; Agaricomycetes; Boletales; Serpulaceae
Exons: 3
Coding region: 1-270 (89 amino acids)
Source: RefSeq, a predicted model, not a curated record
AUGAAAACCUCAUCUAACAAGGACUUGCCACCCACCAAGACCAAGAUGAUUCCAGCAUCCGCCAAGGGCACUGCAUCCAGGAGGAACCGAUCAGAAAAUCUAGACUGGACCAAUGCACAGAGGAUGAUUGUUGAGAACUCACUAGUAGUCCUCAACAUUGCAGAUCUUUGUACUAAGCUAUCAAAUUUCUACACAAACGGCUGCAAGACCACAUCUAUGUAUCUACGCAUACCAAUGUCGUCUGCUAUACCUAAUGAGAUCAACAUUUGA